Messenger RNA from Oncorhynchus masou masou (cherry salmon), 1725 nucleotides. RefSeq names its product transmembrane protein 121. The transcript has a single exon. The record is from RefSeq and is a predicted model, not a curated record. NCBI's taxonomy places the organism in Eukaryota, Metazoa, Chordata, Actinopteri, Salmoniformes, Salmonidae. The coding region runs from base 1 to 966 and encodes 321 amino acids.
AUGGUGUUGCCACCUCCGGACAAACGCCACGUGUGCCUGACCACCAUCGUCAUAAUGACCAGCAUGGCCUUCAUGGACGCCUACCUGGUGGAGCAGAACCAGGGGCCCAGGAAGAUCGGCGUGUGCAUCAUCGUGCUGGUCGGGGACAUCUGCUUCCUUAUCGUGCUGCGCUACGUGGCCGUGUGGGUGGGCGCCGAGGUACGCACGGCCCGCCGCGGCUACGCCAUGAUCCUCUGGUUCCUCUACAUAUUUGUGCUGGAGAUCAAGCUCUACUUCGUCUUCCAGAACUGCAAGGCGGAUAGGAAGUCUCUGGAGACUGUGGCCCGGAAAGCCUUGACUCUGUUACUGUCCGUGUGCGUCCCAGGGCUUUACUUGGUUCUAGUGGCUCUGGACAACAUGGAGUACGUGAGGACCUUCAGGAAGAAGGAGGACAUGCGGGGGAGGCUCUUCUGGGUGGCUCUAGAUCUUCUGGAUCUUCUGGACAUCCAGGCCAACCUGUGGGAGCCUCAGCGGACCGGCCUGCCAAUCUGGGCCGAGGGACUGAUGUUUUUCUACUGCUACAUCCUCCUCCUCAUCCUGCCCUGCGUCUCGCUCAGUGAGAUCUCCAUGCAAGGGGAGCACGUGUCGCCCCAGAAGAUGAUGCUCUAUCCCAUCCUCAGCCUAGUCACCAUCAACGUGGUCACCAUCCUGAUUCGUGGGGUCAACAUGGUCCUGUUCCAGGACAGUAGAGUCUCGACCAUCUUCGUGGGCAAGAACGUGGUGGCGAUCGCUACGAAGGCGUCCACGUUCCUGGAGUACCGGCGUCAAGUGAAGGAGUUCCCCCACCCGCAGAACACCAUGGCAUUGGAGCUGCAGCAGAACUCGGUGUGCCAUGGACAUGUGCCCCACACGUCGCACUCGCAGACCCUGCCCAACUCCACCAACCUGCCCCACGAACCCUCGCCAGCUCGCGACAUAGACACAUGACCGCCAGACACAUGAGUCACUCCACCGUUGUGAUCAGUGACUAACCAAAACCCUAAGUUCUGGCUGGACUUGUUCUAUCUAUCCAGCCGUGGAGAUGUUGGUGUUAAGAGAGAAAUGGGUUUCAAGACAGGAUUGUGUUGUCCUUCCUGUCAUACAACUGUGAACAACUGUGGAUAUAACAACGAGAGGGAUAUUUAUAGCCUAGACUGUCUGUUGGAGAAGGAGAAAGAUUCACCUUCUUAAUUCUGACAAGAAGGAACUGACAUGGUUUUUAUUGAAUUGUGUAUCGAAUUGUGUUUUUAAAUUAACCGUUUUAAAACUUUAUUAAUAAUAUCGGACAAUCUCCAUAUUCUGCAGCUCAGUGAUGUACGUAUGUUGUGUAACAGUAAAUUGGAAAAUGUGUUCCUCCCUGAAUAUAUAUAUAUAUAUAUGGGAUUUUUUUCAAAUGCCCCUUUUUCGACCGUCCAUUGCGUGGCUUUUAUUCUUUGUUGUCCUUAGAAACGGAGGUACACCCCUCGCUCUGAAGAAGCACUUGAGUUGAAGUGGAGAAAGAGAGGAUGGAGAGAACGGGAAGGAGAAAGGGGUCAAUAAGAAGGUUUGUUUGAGCCGCGGUGGGGGAUGGGUGCCAAUGGAAGAGUGAAAUUCAGCCUCUGCUUAGUUCUGCUGAGAAAGGAGCCUGCUGCCUCUGUCAGUGUGAUGUUUUAUGACCAAAUGUCUGAUAAAAGACACAGAGCUCAGCACUAUACACUCCACUCAAGG